Homarus americanus (American lobster) is the source of this 2062-nucleotide messenger RNA. RefSeq lists its product as uncharacterized. Lineage: Eukaryota; Metazoa; Arthropoda; Malacostraca; Decapoda; Nephropidae. The transcript has 2 exons. The coding region runs from base 317 to 2062 and encodes 581 amino acids. The record is from RefSeq and is a predicted model, not a curated record.
GCGACUGAGGCACACCACUGUACAAGCCAGUCAGUAUUCUCCCGACCGCCGGGGUGUGUUGGUGUACGUGCGUUGUUGCAUGGUCUCCCAUUUUCUUGUUGAGAUGGUUGCGCUAGCAUCUCGGUCGCGUACUGAUUAGGUUUCUGUGGAGGAACAAGCGAGCCUGAUGUCCUGUUUACAGUGUGGAGUCCAUUUCUGCCGAAGUGCGAGAGCCACCUUUACUGUAUUGAGGCGGUUCCUUCCUGUUUUAUGAUGGCCCCGUUGUACAGUAGGGGGCCUGAGCGUGUUGGUGUAGUCUUGAGGUGGACCCAGUAAGAUGGACUACUUAACGACGGGUGAAGAUACGGACGACGAGAACCCUCCCGACGAGGAGGACUUGCCUAACGAGGUUGUACACCAGAAGAGCCGACUCAGACACCGCUGCCUGCGAUCACACUGCAGGAUUGGGACGCCCCUUAGCCACAGUAGGGAACAGCAGCAACAUUACAACCACAGCAGGGAGCAGAACCAGCAUAUCUAUGGGCAUAUCACUUUAGAACGGCAGAACAGGAACGUGCAGACCUACAGACAUCCUACUUCAGAAGAGAACACGGAUAUCUAUAAACAUUCCAACUUGGAGUGGGAGAACGACGCUCGCUUUUACGAGCCGAACGUAAGACGCCAGAACACGGACACCUCCAGGUCUUCGUACUCUGAACGCCACAACGCUCACGGGAAUACCCGUCAUUAUUCCGACAGGGAAACUGAAUUCACGCUUGAUUUAGGGAGAAUUCUGGUAGCGAUCUCUAAAGUAGAAGAGCAGCAGGAAGGCGGUAGUUUGACUGAGGUGUCUUAUAUAAAGGAAGAUCUGCUUGCACUUCUGUCUGCGCCCGAUUCUCCUCUAGCUCCACUACACGGAGGCCUCAGGUCCUCCACUUCAGAAGCAAACUCGGCGUUUUCUGAAAGGUCAGAGACACCUUCAGUUUGUUCUGGAGUAUCAGUAUCAUCCUCCACGUCUUCUGGAGUAUCAAUAUCGUCCUCCACGUCUUCUGUAGUAUCAGUAUCGUCCUCCACGUCUUCUGGAGUAUCAGUAUCGUCCUCCACGUCUUCUGGAGUAUCAGUAUCACCUUCCACGUCUUCUGGAGUAUCAAUAUCGUCCUCCACGUCUUCUGUAGUAUCAGUAUCGUCCUCCACGUCUUCUGGAGUAUCAGUAUCACCUUCCACGUCUUCUGGAGUAUCAAUAUCGCCUUCCACGUCUUCUGGAGUAUCAGUAUCGCCUUCCACGUCUUCUGGAGUAUCAGUAUUGCCUUCCACGUCUUCUGGAGUAUCAGUAUCGCCUUCCACGUCUUCUGGAGUAUCAGUAUCGCCUUCCACGUCUUCUGUAGUAUCAGUAUCGUCCACGUCUUCAGUAUCGCCUUCCACGUCUGGAGUAUCAAUAUCGCCUUCCACGUCUUCUGGAGUAUCAGUAUCGCCUUCCACGUCUUCUGGAGUAUCAGUAUCGUCCUCCACGUCUUCUGGAGUAUCAGUAUCGCCUUCCACGUCUUCUGGAGUAUCAGUAUCGCCUUCCACGUCUUCUGUAGUAUCAGUAUCGCCUUCCACGUCUUCUGGAGUAUCAGUAUUGCCUUCCACGUCUUCUGGAACAUCAGUAUCGCCCUCCACCACCAUUGGAGUAUCGGGGACGUCCUUCACUUCCGGAUUAUUGGAGACGACUUCUACACUACUAGAACUCUGCUCUGUGGGUAACGUUUCCAUUAUGUUACCUGGCGGCAGCAGCAGCACCAUCACCACUGCCCCAUCUGUCUCUUGCACCACCAUCAACCCCUUUUCCACUACUAACUCUUCACCUAUAUCCACCUGCUCCUCCACCCUCGUCCCGUGUUCUCCACCUCCUCUUUACCCUGUCCUAUCCUCAGCCUGUCCACGUCACCUGCCCUGCACCCCGGCACUCAUUUCCUUAGCCACCAGACCCAGGCCGACACCCUCUGUGUCUUCAGCUACCAGUCCGUCAUCUCUCAGCCCUCCUACCUCUAGCCACCCUCCUACCUCUAGCCCCCCUCCUACCUCUAGCCCCUCCUACCUCUAG